CCACCGAGCAGAUCGGGCAGCUCACCCGGCCGGAGCGGCCGAACCCCGUUCCACCAUGGAGCUGUCUGGAGUCCUCUCUCUGCUCCUGGGGGUCUGCGUCUCAUGCCUCCUGUUGGUUGCCUCGUGGAGAAAGGCGCUGGCAAGGAGGAAUCUCCCCCCGGGUCCCACACCGCUUCCCUUCGUCGGGAACAUCCUGCAGCUGGACACCAAGGCGUUGGCCAAAUCAAUCCUUAAGUUCCGAGACGCGUACGGCCCCGUGUUCACCCUGCAGCUGGGCUCGGAGCGGGCCGUGGUGCUGUGCGGCUACGCGGCGGUGAAGGAAGCCCUGGUUGACCACGGGAAGGAGUUCGGGGGAAGGGGGAACAUGGCCACAGCCGCGAGGAUCACCAAAGGGUUUGGAAUGAUCUUCACCAACGGGGAGCGGUGGCGGCAGCUGCGCCGGUUCUCCCUCACCACGCUGCGGAACUUCGGCAUGGGGAAGCGAUCCAUCGAGGAGCGGAUCCAGGAGGAGGCGCAGUGUCUGGUGGAGGAGCUCGGGAACACAAGGGGCUCGCCCUUCGACCCCACCUUCCUCCUGGGCUCCGCCGUCUCCAACGUCAUCUGCUCCAUCGUCUUCGGCAGCCGCUUCGACUACCAGGACCAGGAGUUCCUCACUCUGCUGAGCUGUGUCAACCAGAACUUCCGCCUGCUGAGCUCCCGCUGGGGCCAGCUGUACAAUGCAUUCCCGACGCUCCUGGCCGCUCUCCCCGGGCGGCACAACGCCAUGUUCCACAACGCGGACACCCUCAAACGCUUUGUGUCGGAGCGAAUGAAGCGACACCAGGACUCGCUGGAUCCCAGCUGUCCCAACAGCUACAUUGACUGCUUCCUGCUCCAAAUGGACCAGGAAAAGCAGAACCCCGACACUGAGUUCACCACCGAGAACUUGGUCAUGACGACGCUGGAGUUGUUCUUCGCCGGGACGGAGACUGUCAGCACCACCCUGAGAUACGGGAUCCUGCUUCUCAUGAAGUACCCCGAGAUAAAAGAGAAAGUUCAUGAGGAGAUUGACCGGGUGAUCGGGCGGUCCCGCUUGCCGGCCAUCGAGGACCGGAGCCGCAUGCCCUACACUGACGCCGUGAUCCACGAGGUGCACAGAUUCGCGGAUGUCCUCCCCAUGAGCCUCCCGCACGUCACGACCCAGGACGUCCAGUUCCGAGGAUACGCGAUCCCCAAGGGCAACACCGUAAUCCCCUUGCUGACCUCAGUCCUCCAGGAUACAAGCCAGUUCAGGAACCCGGACGACUUUGACCCUGGGCAUUUCCUGGAUGGGAACGGGCACUUCCAGAAGAACAGCGCCUUCAUGCCGUUCUCUGCAGGCAAGCGGGUGUGCCUGGGCGAGAGCCUGGCUCGCAUGGAGGUCUUCCUCUUCCUCACCGCCAUCCUGCAGCGCUUCACCCUGCAGCCGCUCGGCGACCCGGGCGCCCUCGACGCCAGCCCCGUGGAGAGCGGGGUGGGGAACAUCCCCCACCCCUACGAACUCCAGCUGCUCCCGCGCUAGAGUGCACCCACCUCAAACUCCCCCCCAAUCCUCCCCCGUAAAGCCGAGGACCAUGGGUAGCGCGGGCACCCCUAGCUCAGGGAGGCUAGCCCCCUGCCCCCCCAUUCCACCUGAGGCCCCGCCCCUUCCACCCGAAGCCCCACCCCUUCCACCUGAGGCCCCACCCCUUCUUCCUAAGGCCCCACCUCCCACCGCCACUUCUGCCUUCCCAUGCUCGCUAGCUGGCCUGCCAGUGCAGCCCCAAACCCCAGCUAGCCCGUCGGUGCCAGAGCAGUCCAGAGGAAUCUCAAGACCUGGGCAGCCGGCCGGGGGCGAGCCCUGAGCCCGGGUUACCCAGCGGGGCUCUGAGCCCUGAGCCCUGCCGAGGAGCCCCGGGAAGAAACACAGGGUAGCAAACAAACCCUCGUUAAGCAAACUGCUGACUUGUGAAGAAAAGGACGAGGACGCUGAAUUGGAUUUUUGCAGCGUAAGCGAGACGAAGGGGCGGCGUGGUGAGAUUUCUCUUGGCCCGUGUCGCUAAGCGGCGAUCUCACCGCCCACGCAAACCGAUGAAAAAACACGCGCAUCCGAAUUCCCAGCCAGGCAAAGUCAGCAAGAGGCUGCGUGAGAACUUUUUGCAGGGCUCUCGUUAUAAAGCCGUAGAGCUUUGAAUUGCAUCAGCUAUUGGCAUUAAGUAAUCAUUGUCUGCCCCCCCACUGUGUGACCCCCCCCCACUUAUUUCCCACAACUGUGAACAUUUAAAUUGAUACAACUCGGGGGGAACGCGUCAAACCCAGCAUUUUGAGCAGCUGUGAACAUUUACAUUUAAAAAAAUGCUUAAAAAUAAACACCGAUAUAAUCCAU
Molecule: messenger RNA, 2383 nt
Organism: Malaclemys terrapin pileata
Lineage: Eukaryota; Metazoa; Chordata; Testudines; Emydidae
Product: cytochrome P450 2C19-like
Exons: 9
Coding region: 56-1540 (494 amino acids)
Biological process (GO): xenobiotic metabolic process
Cellular component (GO): cytoplasm; intracellular membrane-bounded organelle
Molecular function (GO): iron ion binding; oxidoreductase activity, acting on paired donors, with incorporation or reduction of molecular oxygen, reduced flavin or flavoprotein as one donor, and incorporation of one atom of oxygen; heme binding
Source: RefSeq, a predicted model, not a curated record